Messenger RNA from Dicrocoelium dendriticum, 3056 nucleotides. The record is from the annotation of a GenBank genome assembly. Lineage: Eukaryota; Metazoa; Platyhelminthes; Trematoda; Plagiorchiida; Dicrocoeliidae.
AUUGUGGGUGUGCGCUAAUCUCAGUCAGUGACCUUGCCAAAAUAUCUGUCGAUCCUAAUUAUGGCAGAUAAGCGAAAACUGCAGAGUGAUAUUGACAGGACGCUUAAGCGGGUGCAAGAAGGACGGUCUGCAUUCCAGGAAAUUUUGGACAAAUUCGAGAGUUCAGUCAAUCAAACUCAAAAGGAGAAGUUUGAGGGUGAUUUAAAAAAGGAAAUCAAGAAAUUGCAACGUCUUCGAGAUCAAAUCAAAACAUGGCUUACGGCUAAUGAAGUGAAAGACAAAAGACCGUUGCUUGAGGCGCGGAAAGAGAUUGAGCAAGACAUGGAACGGUUUAAAGUGAUAGAGAAAGAGACCAAAACAAAGGCCUACUCAAAAGAGGGGUUACUUUCCACAGAGGCGAAGAAAGAUCCGCUGCAAAAAGAAAAGGAAGAGCUAGAUGAAUGGCUCAAACAGUGCAUUUCCUCUCUGAACACCCAAAUGGAAAAAUACGAGUUCGAAAUUGAGAGCAUCACAAAUAAUAACAAAAAGAAACGGUUAGAUAAAGACACUACUCUGGCAAUUGAAGAAAAGCGCCAGCGAUUGGAAAAUUGUUCUUUUCAUAUCGAAAAACUAGAAACUGUCAUGCGCCUUUUAGAUAACGAGCGGUUAGAUUGCGCUCUGUUGCGUUCUAUCAAGGACCCGAUUGAGUAUGUUAUUCAGUCUUGUGACGACAUAUCCUCCCUCGACUACCGAAACAUGUACGAUGACCUCCGGUUAGAUGAGAUUGGUGAUUCUACAGGCAUCACCGCCGGUACUGGGCCAGCUGGUAGUGUGGCCGAACAUGAAGUAAACGGGGUUUCCAUUCCCUCCACCACGUUAAUCAGUCAGCGUGGCGCAAAUGAUGACGCUGGUUCAUCUACCUCCACACUUACAAGUGUUUCUAAUCAGACAGACUCGUCUACAAACCAUCCGACCUCUUCGACUUCUUCCAAUGCGUCAUCGUGCUCCAGAGAACGCACUAAGAGUGAUGAUAAGCUUGUUCCACUGAGCUAUGUCCCCGCCUCUUCAACCAGCACACCGUUAAAAUCCGCCGGCCCCACUUCAGGCUCGACCACACUAUCUAGUAAACACAAAUCGUGUAAUAUCGCGAAUCAAACCGCUCCGCCUGCAUUAAUGUCUCAAGUAGUCGCAAGCACCCCUAAUAAAGGCAACCGCCUUCUCACUCCUCACACUGGAGUUUGCACAGCUUUUGGGCUAACAUCAGUAGAUGCGAACGCAAUCAAAUCGGCUUCGCAUAUUGCUGACACACAUUCCACGCCCACAAUGUUAGACGUAGUGAUUCGAACAUCCAAGGUCGAUAUGACUGGAAGACCACCCGACAGACAUUUAGCCAUGGUACUAUCCCAUACAAUUCCAGAUUGCCAACCUGCGGUCUCUUCGCCUUCGGAUUCCAGUACAGAGGCAACACUUUAUAGCCCCAAUUCUGUUCACUCCAUUGUUUGUACCGUCACACCUUCAACUGCACUGAUGACAUUAUCGAAUACAAAUCCUGCUAAUAGCAAGCCUGGUUUUGCUGCUGUAGUCGGCUCUCAACCAACCGCUACUUCGUCCCUACUCACUUCCAACUCUUCUGUGGCUUCUAUCAAUCCAUCAACUGCUAGUGGUGGCCAAACUUCUUUACACCGCGUUUCCCUUUCUAUCGCGACUGCACCUGUAUCCGUUAGCUACAGUUUGAAUUGUCCAUCUCAAGCCGCUUCUACGAACCCGACCGCAGUUUCCGAAAAGCAUUUGUCAGAAUUGCUUGCGGGCACCCAACUAAAUUCCGCUGGAAUGACUGACAAUCAACAGUUAACUACCUGCAUCGGUCUGGAUACCUCUCUCGCUCCAUCUUUGGCUUGUAAGCUUCAUUCAGUCGCUGCGGCAACUGGACAACCUCUGCCUUUCCCCACAGGAAUCAACUUAACGGCACCACAGGGAUCGCAAUUACACAUGCCAAUGGACAAACAGCUGCCCGCUCUUCAAAACGCAUUACACGUACAAACCCCUAGAAUGCCAUCUUGCACCCAAAUGCACCCGCGUGAUGCAGCCGCCCCGUUCCGCAAUCGCAACCUUGACAAAUCCAAAGGUCCUAUCCCCCGAGAGCUACUGCUUCAACUACAGGCUCUAGAAAGUAGUUACCGACGAUUACCUCAUCAAUGCGACACGGAAAAGUCGCGGAUGAUUAUCUGCAAGAACAUUGUCAACGGUCCAAGCUAUUAUCCUCGCGAACCCCUUCCAAACACGGACACUGAAGAGUACUACAUGAAGCUCGACGCACAAACCUUGUUCUUCAUCUUUUAUUAUUUUGAAGGCACCAAAGCUCAGUACUUUGCUGCGAAGGCAUUAAAACGGAUGUCCUGGCGAUUUCAUACCAAAUACAUGAUGUGGUUUCAACGCAAUGAAGAGCCGAAGCAAAUCACGGAUGAAUACGAAUCCGGAUCUUACAUCUACUACGAUUUCAAAGCGAUGAGCCAACGAAAAAAGGAGGAGUUCGUGUUUCAGUACAGCUUUUUGGAAGACAAAGAUUUCUGAACAACCCCGUGAUCUUUUCCUGGCCUUCCGUACAACCAACGGGUGAUUUGAUUUCCGUGCUGUGUGUAGAGCUGGUUCAUUCACCUUGACUGGAUCUUCCAAACCUGUGUCCCUUUCAACCGCUCGUCGCACUGACUGAGAUGCGAGCGUGAAAGCACGGUGGGCCCAGUUGCUUUCACACGGGUUGGUACUUUAAAACGAACUGGAAAAGCCAGAGAAGUAAAAAUAUGUAUCAAAAAGUGGCCAACAUGAUAGGAUUUGAAAACACUUAGCCUGGGAUUGCAGCCGUCUAUAUUGGACGCGAGUCAUCGGGGUGGUUGCUUGCCUUGCCACAUUAUCCACUCACAGGCUUACUUCUUUCGAGUUACCCCCGAACUCGUCAUACAACUUGCAAGGUACUUCCCAUUACUCUUGGAACGAAUGCCCAUGCUUAACUCCUACUGAAUCUCGAGAGACUUCCAACUGAGGCUAAAAAAAGAAACAAAUAAAUGCGCUUUUAUGGAUCU